This is a messenger RNA of Salvelinus fontinalis (brook trout), 3128 nucleotides long. Its product is annotated as ras-related protein Rab-9B-like. Lineage: Eukaryota; Metazoa; Chordata; Actinopteri; Salmoniformes; Salmonidae. The record is from RefSeq and is a predicted model, not a curated record. Gene Ontology annotation, biological process: Rab protein signal transduction; retrograde transport, endosome to Golgi. The transcript has 3 exons. The coding region runs from base 428 to 1036 and encodes 202 amino acids. Gene Ontology annotation, cellular component: late endosome; phagocytic vesicle; lysosome. Gene Ontology annotation, molecular function: GTPase activity; GTP binding.
GCGUAUUCUGUUGCAAAACGGUUCUUAAACAGAAGCAAACCGAAUCAAACGGAGCUGAACAACCUGCAUUUGUCCAAUAGCAACUCUCGUUUUCGUUGCAAAACGCACCUGUUUUGACUGACGAUUACCCUGGACUGUAAAAGACUUGGGACGCACUGCAACCCCAACAAGCGAGUUCAUAGCACAUCAAAUUUCAGAUGCAAAACUGGGCAAGCCACGACUCAUAUCAUGGUAUAGAAUGAGGUUGCAUUGACCCUGCUAGUACUGGCCCAGUAGCCUAGCAUCGAGGUGGAGGCUGGGUCACAGUGAUCAGUAACCCGGCUAGGAGGCUCGGCUCCAGGCUAGCCAGCCUGCCAGCGGAGGGAGGGGGCCUGGUCUUGGAAUGGCCUGGUGAGCUGCGCCGCCUAGCAGCAGAGGAAGGUUUGUGAUGAGCGGGAAGAGCCUGCUGUUAAAGGUGAUUCUGCUGGGGGAUGGUGGCGUGGGAAAGUCUUCCUUAAUGAACCGCUACGUCACGGACCGCUUCGACUCCCAGUCCUUCCACACCAUCGGGGUCGAGUUCCUCAACAGAGACCUGGAGGUGGACGGGCGCCUGGUGACCCUUCAGAUCUGGGACACGGCUGGUCAGGAGCGCUUCAAGUCCCUGAGGACGCCGUUCUACCGUGGCGCCGACUGCUGCCUCCUCACCUUCGCUGUAGACGACCUGCACAGCUUCCAGAACCUGGUCAGCUGGAAGAAAGAGUUCAUGUUUUACUCUGAUGUACGAGACCCAGAGAGGUUCCCCUUCGUUGUACUGGGCAACAAGGUGGACAAAGAGGGGAGGGAGGUGGGGGAGGACGAGGCUCGGGCCUGGUGCGAGGAGAACGGUUGUUGUCCCUACUUCGAGACCAGUGCAAAGGACGAUACGAACGUGGGAGUGGCGUUUGAGGCAGCGGUACUGGAGGUUCUGGCGGCGGAGGAUCAGAUCGACCACACAUUGUUGAGUAGCACUAUCGAUCUCCACGGCAACCGUAAAGUACCGCGCUCUUCUUGCUGCUGAUUGGUUGAAAGGACUGGUCGGAGCUAGCUCCUCCCUGAGUCCUCUCUGUCUAGCCUGUAGCACUCUGGGAGCUCUCCACUGAUGAUGAUGAUGAUGAUGAUGAUGCAGGUACAAGCUACUGACAACCUGAUUAUCAACACAGCUGAUUUUAAAUAGUGUCAGGUUGUCGGUUCAGACUGAUUUGGAAGCGUAUUGGAUGAUCAACACAUCUGAUUUUGGAAGGUUAUCAAUGAGGUACAAUGUAACAGGUACACCAUGUUAUUCAACUCUGUCUGCGUUCUGCGGUAUAUCACAAAACUGCUAUCUACAUCCAGCCAGCUUCAGCUUCAUGUAUCUGCCUUGUGUAGUGUUUUCACCAUAUAGGCCUAGCCCUCCUACAUAACAGUCAUUUUAAUCUGAUAAUAUUAUUAAUGUGUCCUUUCUGUUCUCCUCUCCAAGAGCACAGACUGCUUGUGGCACAGCAACAUUCUCAUUCAUUCAUCUCUAAGUCUUCUAAGGUCUCACAGGUACUCUGACCAGAACAUGAUCAUCACCCUGUCAGGUCUCACAGGUACUCUGACCAGAACAUGGCCAUCACCCUGUCAGGUCUCACAGGUACUCUGACCAGAACAUGGCCAUCACCCUGUCAGGUCUCACAGGUACUCUGACCAGAACAUGGCCAUCACCCUGUCAGAUCUCACAGGUACUCUGACCAGAACAUGAUCAUCACCCUGUCAGGUCUCACAGGUACUCUGACCAGAACAUGGCCAUCACCCUGUCAGGUCUCACAGGUACUCUGACCAGAACAUGGCCAUCACCCUGUCAGGUCUCACAGGUACUCUGACCAGAACAUGGCCAUCACCCUGUCAGAUCUCACAGGUACUCUGACCAGAACAUGAUCAUCACCCUGUCAGGUCUCACAGGUACUCUGACCAGAACAUGGCCAUCACCCUGUCAGAUCUCACAGGUACUCUGACCAGAACAUGACAAUCACCCUGUCAGGUCUCACAGGUACUCUGACCAGAACAUGAUCAUCACCCUGUCAGGUCUCACAGGUACUCUGACCAGAACAUGAUCAUCACCCUGUCAGGUCUCACAGGUACUCUGACCAGAACAUGACAAUCACCCUGUCAGAUCUCACAGGUACUCUGACCAGAACAUGGCCAUCACCCUGUCAGGUCUCACAGGUACUCUGACCAGAACAUGAUCAUCACCCUGUCAGGUCUCACAGGUACUCUGACCAGAACAUGAUCAUCACCCUGUCAGGUCUCACAGGUACUCUGACCAGAACAUGGCCAUCACCCUGUCAGGUCUCACAGGUACUCUGACCAGAACAUGAUCAUCACCCUGUCAGAUCUCAGAGUCAUGUUCUGGUCAGAGUACCUGUCUAUCACACUGUCACAUCUCAUUACAUUUGUUGACUGACUGGUGGAAUAUAAUAUAAUACACUGACAUAGACCUGGUCUGUUGACUGACUGGUGGAAUAUAAUAUAAUACACUGACAUAGACCUGGUCUGUUGACUGACUGGUGGAAUAUAAUUUAAUACAAUGACAUAGACUGGACUUUUUUUCCAGUUCAGUUUAAGAACUGACAACAUUGAUUACACACAUUACUGUACCAGGAGAAAUGUUUACUGCACAAAGGAAUUACAUUUUCUUUGAUUUUCUCCCAAAGGGUCUUGAAAAAGAAGGGUCAACAUUGCAAAUAUUGACUCUUUGCAUCAAUUUCAUGUAAUUGUCAAUAAAAGCCUUUGACACUUAUGAAAUGCUUGUAAUUAUACUUCAGUAUUCCAUAGUAACAUCUGACAAAAAUAUCUAAAGACACUGAAGCAGUAAACUUUGUGAAAAUUAAUAUUUGUGUCAUUCUCAAACCUUUUGGCCACGACUGUAUACCAGAUGAUCCAGUAUUCUCUCCAAAUAUCCUAUAGGACUAACACUUCCUAGAAAGCCUGUGUGUGAGAGUUGUAGGAGACACCGGCUGUAAUUUCAUCUCUUACCUACUACGGUACAUCCCUCUCUUUUGACACUUCAAUGUUAACGAUAUAACGUUCGUAUUCAAUAAAGCGUGUUCCCUAUAGAUACGCCAGUUUUUGUUUGGCGUAUGGCAGAUCCA